UCUACCUUGGCAGCUUGUUUCAUCUUUGAAUUUAGCCAAUAUUAUACUGAGCAAGAGGAAUGUUGUUCAGUGUUCUUGAUGCCUAAGUCAAUUCCCAUGAGUCUUUCCUGAUGAAAUAUUUAAUUCUAUUUCAGUGAUUAAUGCUUUGGAGAUUGAAUGCUGCUCUGUGGGUCUGAAAAGAUACAGGUUUGUGUAUGUGGGGUGGAUGUGAAAUAUAGACUGACAACCUUAUUAUCAAUAAUGCAGAAAAUUACAGUACUUGAGAAACGCAGAGCCCCUUGCACUCCUGCCUAUUCACAGAUGUAUCAGUUAUAAAACUAUUCAUUCUGCAUUCUAUUUGCUGGAGAUGACUUGUCUUAUCAGCAGGAAAAAAGCCAAUAUGCCAUGACCAACUGGGAAUUGGGAGAUCUAGGGUUUAAUCUGCACUUUGCCAGAGGACAUAUCAGAUGAUCUUUGGUUAGUAACUCACUCUCUUUCUCUCAGCCAGACCCACCUCACAGCACUGUUGUAUGGGGAAAAGGAGAGAAAGACAGGGCGUAUAUGCUGCCUUGUGUUCAUGGGAGGAAAGUUAGUACCAUAUCUCAAUUUGUAAAAUUGAGAUAUGGUACUGAUACUGGAGUCAGUGUUCAUAUCUUUAUUAGGGUCAACUAAAAUAUUUCAAAAUAGAGAGCCAGCUUCUGAGUUUUCCUGAACUCGUAAUCAGGCUAUAUAUCAAGGAAAGCAGGAGCUGAAGGAGGGGGUAGGUGAGGACAAAAUGCUUUGAAGUAGGUUGCCACAUUUAUUCACAGCCUUAAGAAAAAGUUCAACAAUAUCUCUAAAUCUUUUUUUCAUGUAUUACCCUAUAUUAAAUUUUCAAUCAAGUUAUUGAGUAGUGUAUACAAAAGUAGGGGAAAUUGGAACCAUCCAGUAUAAAUUUAUAAUGGGCACAUUGGCAGUGAUUAAUAAGACCAGAAACUCCCAGGUUUUGUUCCUGUUAUUUCUAGUUUUAUUUUUGAGAUCCAUAUGCACUUUUUUGCCAAUAAUUUCUGUCAGUGCCCAGUGCUGUCAGAACCUUUUUGUACCUGUUCCCUAUUUUAAUCCAGUAUAAAAUCUGGGACUUCCCUAUCAGUCUGGAUAUGCCCAAAAUGAAGCAUAAGAGCAUGUGUUUAUGUACCUUUUCAUUGUCUUAUAUUUUUAAAUCCGUAUCUCUGUGUAUAUAUUGUCCCCUCUUUUCUUUUAACAGCCAUUGUUGUUUGUGUCUUCAAGUUGUUUCCAAUUUAUGAUGAUUGUAAGGUGACCUACCAUGAGGUUUUACUGGCAGAUUUGUUCAGAGGGGUUUGCCAUUGCCUUCCUCUGAAGCUGAGAGAGUGUGACUUGCCCAAGGUCACUCAGUGCCUUUUCAUGGCUAAGGAGCUAUUUGAGACCUGGUCUCCUGAAUUGCACUGGCUCCAAAGAAGGCUGUAUAAAUAUUUAUAAUAUGACUUGGUAAGUCCGCAAUAAGACAGAACUCUCUAUUUUUUAAUUUUUGCCUAUAAUGUAUUUUAUUCCCAACAUAAAUGCCCUGAAGAACACGAACUAUAUUCCCUUGGCUCACAUAACUCACUAUACACUCAAUAAAUUUUCUGAUCCUCAAAACUCAGUAUACACUCUAUAAAUGUUCUGAUCCUCAAAAAAGGACAGGAGACUGGAGCAACGUCAUGCUAUCAUACUGAUCUUCCAAGCAAAGUAAUAUUCAAGAUUUUUCAAGUAAGAUUUUUAUCAUAUAUGGAGCAAAAAUUGCCAGAUAUUCAAAUUGGGUUGAGAAAAGGAAGAGGUUGUAAGGAUCAUAUUGCAAGCAUAUGUUAAUAAGGGAAUGUAUCAGAAAACAUCAGAAGAAUAUACAUUUACUGUGUAGAUUACACUAAAGAUUUUGAGUGUUUACGUAAUGAGAAAUUAUGGUAUGCUCUAAAAGUAAUUGGUUGCCACAAUGUCUGAUGGUCCUGUAAUUUCACCAUUGUUAUGGACAAGAGGCCACUCUCAGGACAAAGUAUGGAGAAACAGAAUUGUUUCCAGUUGAGAAUGGGGUUUGGUGCAUUUUAUGACACAAUCUCUUUCAUUUUUAUGCAACCCCCCCCCCCCCAAAAAAAAAAAAACUCAGAAAGGAUUAGACCAGGAUGGAGGGAAUGUUUAAACUUAGCUGAUGGAGUAAGGCAUGGGACUAUAUUUGGUCUGACCUUGACAAUUCCAACUGUAUCUAAAUCUCAAUGCUACCUCACUGCAUUGAACCAAAGAAAAAAAAAGGAUGGAGUGAGGAGAAAUAUUUAACUCAUGGGUUUUUAAAAAGAUAAACUGCUAUUUUCUUACAAAAGAUGACCCAGAAUUUCUCUGACUGAAAGAUAUAAACACAGUGCUUCAAAGACUUAUACACUGGUUGUUCUACAGCACCACCUUGUGAGAGUAUUUUGCAAGGUCUUUUGGAAUAUGUUAGAUCUAUUCCAUUUCCACUCUCAGUGAAGCUAGUCUUCGCCAGUGCUUGGAAAGUUACUUUUUGAAAGCUGUCAGUUCCUGUUAGAUAUCACACUGUUUUAAAAGUAACUGGUUAUUUUUACUUGUUAACAUGCUAAAACUGUAUCUCAUGUUUUCCAUUACUUUCUGUUAUUUUUCUGAGAGAAAAGACAGUCCUGAUAAGAAAAUGGCAUAAAAUUUGAAAAAUGCUUCUAAAAUGAUUUUGAAAAGUAGGACUCCUACACCAGUAAAGUUGGUCUAGUGCUAGUCAUUAUAUUACUUAUGAAAUAUACAUUUAUACUCCCCAUCCCAUUCUGCCAGAAAUAGUUACAGGCUACGGUAACUUUCUACAUUAAGAUUCCAAGUGUUUUGAUAACCACUUUUUAGUCACGAGAACAACAAUUAUAAACUUAAUUCUAAUGUAAAUCAGUGCAGACAACAUCUGAGAAGGAAUAUCUUUAUGUUCAGAUUUGGGGGGGGUGUGUGUUUGUUUUCCCUGAUAAACUGGAAUUUGAUCUUGCAGCAUAUUAAACUUGGUAUUUCAUUGCCACAUGAUGUUGAAAUGCUUUUGACAGACUAUGAUGCAGUUGGCCCUCCACAUUGGUUUAACCUUUGGAUAAUUCGAUUAUUUGCAGAUUUGAUUAAUAUGUUAUCACUAGAAAUCUCAACACCCUCCACCGUCACUCUAUGGCCAACCUCCUCAAGCUUUGUAACUCAAUUAGAAAUCAUAUAUUUUAAACCUUGACAGUCUUAAGUACAUUUUCACUAAAGAGUUAUAUCAGUUUGAUAUCACUUUUAUAAUCAUGGUGCUGUCCAAAGGCAUGCUACAGUUUAAAGUUUAGUAUGGGUCAUAAGAAUUCUAUAUUCCUCACUAAAGUAUAUGUUGGAAAUGACAACCUUCAUCAAGCCUUCUCUAGCAAUCUGUUUUUCUAUUAUCUUGUUUACGAUUUCCUGUACGUGUGUUCUGGUGUGCAGCUUCCUUUACUUUAUGGUUUCUGAGAAGUUAUAAAAGGGGCUGCCGACCACAUGCUCUUUUUCUCUCCUUUUAACUAUGUGACCUGUUGAUAGCUGUUUUGUUAAAGAGAGAUGCACUGGCCGGCUGGCACAGGGAACCAUCUCAAAUAUAUUUGAAACUGGGCUGAUAAGUUUUUUUGUACCUGUGCAUGUUGAUCACAUGAAAGUUGUGAGUAAACCAAGUAUGUUAUUUCCAUCAAAGUCGUCUUCAUUUUUGUCUCUUGAUUCAUAAUCUGAACCAAGUUGUUUUAUGGGAGAGUACUUUUUUGGGCACUGAUAAAAACACUUCUAAAGCUCUGUUUUUAUCUACUGGCAAAUCUCUGUUUUUCCUGACAGAUCGGAGAUUGCUGGUUACUCAGUCCAACAACUGAAACCAUUGCCUAGCAUAAUUAUAUUUGGUUGUAUAUUACAAGAGGAGAUUCUGCUCUAAAGGGUUUUUUGGUGCUUCUCUAAAAGGUUAUGUUCUCUAAUACUAUGAAUGUCAAGAUUAAUUAGGACCAAGCUGAGACUGUUGAAAGUUGUACCAAACUGGAAAAUUGGGAAUUCUAGCCAGCAUAGUGAAGUAGUUUUGAGUAUUGGAAUACAAUUCUGCAGACCAGGAUUUGAAUCUCCGCUCAGCUAUGAAAACCACUGAUAGCAUUGAGCAAGUCAUACUCUCUAACUGCAGAGGAAGGCAAUACCAACCUUUCUCUGAACAAAAUGAUGCUGGAAAUUUGAAGUUUUUCUAAGUCCUGUGGAUAGCCGAAGGAUGUCUGGCAAGCUUCACUAACUGCAGAUGUCACGAAUCAGAAAGAGGAACCAGGAAUCUCACCUGGUUGAUGGCAAACAACAGAUAAUUUGUUGUUGAAGGCUUUCAUGGCUGGAAUCACAGGGUGGUUGUGUGUUUUCUGGGCUGUAUGGCUAUGUUCCAGUAACUCUGGAACAUGGCCAUACAGCCCAGAAAACACACAACACCACAACAGAUAAUGUAUUCCAUUUGUGCAAAAAGGACACUCGUACAGUAUGGAUGCUCAAAGGGUACAAGUGUAAAAGCAUAAUCAUAAACAGGCAUUUUUAUACACAAGAAUUCCCAUGCAUUAACAUUGCCAUGUUUUGAAGCUUACUUCCUUUCCCCUGAUUGGCUAGCACUGAGAAAGCGUCCAACAAGCCUCUGAUUGGCCAGGAGGUGGGUCUUAGCUGGUGCCCGGCAUGACUGGAGGAGGCGGUGAUGAUGUAGCCCGGGAUCUCCUCCCAGCUGAUCAAGGGGCUCCCAAUGGGAUGGCGAGGCGGUCUUGGGGGCGGUGAGGUCCUAGGGGUCAAACCAACCCCAUAGUGUGUAGCAACGGAAUGCUGGAGACAAGGAAAAAUCCAAAAGAUGAUUUGACAUGACCCUGCCGAAGAAAACAACAAGGGUUGUGCCAGAAAUCUUCCCAUGCAGGGGAGAUAAAGAGUCCCAAAGAUGAGUAUAGUUGAUGUGAUCACUAUCAAAGUUUCAUCCUGGACUGUUGUCCCACAAAUAGCUGAGAUCCCUCAGGGGAACUGCUAGGCAGUGGGUGGAUGGGCUCCCGCUGAGAUCAGGAAGGUCCUUUGUCCCAUAGAUUAUGUCCCAUCUCUGGUUCUCGCACAGAGUGUGGAAUGGGUAUCUGGAAUUUCUCAAGAGAGGUUACUGGAGUUCAUGGGUUGUACAUUUGUCUUCAUUUCAGAGUUCAAUAAUAAUAAAAAUAUAAAAAUACAUAAGAGAGUUCAUGUGAUGUUUGGGCCCGGGCUGUGGCGCAAGCUGGUGAGCAGCCAACUGAGUCCAAUCACUCUGACCAAGAGGUCAUGAGUUCGAGGCCAGCUCGGAGCCUGCGUUUGUCUUUGUUCUAUGUCAAGGCAUUGAAUGUUUGCCUUAUAUGUGCAUUGUGAUCCACCCUGAGUUCCCUUCGGGGUGAAGAGGGCAGAAUAUAAAUACUGUAAAUAAAUAGAGAGGGAAGAGAGGGUGAAGAGAAAGGGUCUUGCCAUAGCUGAACACAGGAUGAAAAAGGUCAUUUGCCUUAUAUUUUAUCCCCUCCAUUUGUGUGCCCAUCUUCAUGUCCACAUGAGAAAAAUACAAUAAAAGAAAUAUAGAGAGAUGCAUAGUAGCACAGGCUUGGAAAUGGAUGUGCUCUGGAUACAUUUUGUCUUUUCGGCUUGUAUCUUGGCUGGGAGAGGGCAAGAUGGCGAUCUCAAUGAAAGUCUUGGAGAUUUGCUGGUGCGGACUGGCUCAGGCUGAACAGAUGAGCCGAGGGUAGGUGUCCGUGUGUGGGAGCUUGGGGGCUAUGGAGUGCAAGCUGCUGCUGGUCUUGUGGAGACUUGAGGGAGGUCGUAGAGAUGGAGGCAGCUUCCAGUUCCUCUGUCCUUCCGUCGUUGGGAAACUACAAUUCCCACUGUCGCUUUUUUAUUAGGGGUGGGGUUGAGGGUCCUCAAUUACAAAAAACUUGCCAAGAAAACAACACUUUAUGGCCAUUGAAAUUCAGACAUUACUUGGAAGCAUUCAACAAAAGACCAGCAAAAUCAAAGCUAGAAAAGAAGCUAUGUAGCUACUGAUCUGUAGAGGUAAAAUAAUGCACUGUUUCUUUUCCUUGCCGUGUUGUUCUUCCACAGUAGAACAUGCUGAGUAAAGCAGAAAAGACUGAACAAGGAACAAACUAUCAGAACGUUGUUCCUCCUAAAGUUGUCCCUCCUACCCCCCCCCCCCCAAAAACAACAAAAAAACAGGAACAAUAAAAUUGACACAGAGAGAAGCCAUUUCUUAGAAGAACCCCUUUGACCAGAGCUGGAGUGCAUUCACACAUUUUUUUUUUCUUUUCCGGUGUUGCCAUGCCCUCACAUUUGUACAUUGUGAUUUUACUUUUAUGGACAGUUCAAUGUGCAGCAGAACAUCUCAGUGUACAAGACACAUCCUUAAUUCAGAUCGCUUUUAUCAAUGAACCUGUGGAUGUAACCUGCAGAGCUACCGUGAUGUGUAAAUCGCCACAAUCAAAUCUUGAAAUCUGGUAUUACCGAAGAGAUGAAAUAGACGGAGAAAUAACUGUCUAUAAGAACAGCAGCAUUAGUUUGACGUGCACGGUGAAUCAAACUUGGGCUGAGAGUUUCCACGUUCACGUCAUGCCUGCUAAGCAUGGCUCUGUUACCGGUUUCUAUGCAUGCAAAGCAAAGUGGAACUCAGAAACAAGUAAAGGACAUGGAACAUUUAUCCGUUUUAGAGACAAAGGAUAUAUAGAACCAUUUCCUACUACAUGGGUUUGCCUGAUCACUGUCACUGUUAUUUUAGCAGUUUUAAGCAUUGUGGGAACAGCCUUGCUAUUCUGGAAAAGAGAGGUGGUGUGGCCUGAGAAGAACCAUGUCAAGAAGUGCCCAAAUAAAAAAUCAACACCUCAGCACACUUCAGACAGCCUGGAGCCUCCUGAAUCCAUGUAUACUGAUUUAGAACCACACCAACCAGACGUCUAUCUAGACUUUAAGAAAAAAUUAAGUAGCCCAUCACACACAGCAGUGCCUACAACUAAGAUAAUAAAAAGAGAAAUCCAAGACGUGUAUGAGAACAAUAGUAUAGAUGUGUAUGAGAACAUCUAAGAAGGAGACUGCAUUGUACCAUUCUAACAUCCUAUAUCGUUCAAAAGAAAGGUCCACAUUGCCAUUGUAGGUCAACAUGAGACAAGCAUCCUGUCAUAUAAGCAAAAGGAUAUACUGAUAUAACAGUAACCAGGGAAGACAACUGGAACAGGCAAAUACUCUGUGACAUAAAGUCAGCUAAUAAAGUGAGAAUGGGAACAACAGACAAGAAGAGCGAUUUCAUAGAAUAAAUGUGGAAUCUCCAACACUUGCCACCAUGAUUUAUGAUUUCAGUUCUAGGGAAAGCUGUUGGAACCAAGUCCUGUAAAACAGUUUGCUUUUAUGGAAUCCAAAAGUGAUAUUUACAAGGUUGUACUGACUGGUAAAUACAGCUUUAAAAAAUUAACUAGUCUUAUUGCACAUAGUGACUGAAAGCAGUUUGGUGGGAAGGAUUGUUCUCUGCUGAAGAAGAUAUGAUUGUACUUUUAAACUUUUCAUUAUUUUCACUAAUUAGAGUAGUCACAGACUCAAUACCCUAGCCUAGAGGUUACAUGUAUGCAUUUUUGCUACCCUUUUCUUAGUAGGAAAGAGGAAAAGAAAUCUAACGAACUGUUGACUAAUCUGAUAUGAGCAAUGAAUAAGAAAGCUUGGGAUACGCUGUCUCAAAUUUAUGAAUGAAAUCAUAUCACUCAGAGAAUAAAAUUCAUGCUAACCUGAUUUAUUUCAUUUUUAGACAAUUUGCUUACUUGGAAAACAGCAACUUUGAGAAUUUUAAAACCAAGAGGACAUUAUAUUCAAAGCAAAAUAGUUUUAAAUACUAGCAUUAUUCGCAAUUAAAAAGAUGCUGCUUGUGCCCAUCAGCUAAGGAGAACAGUUUUGUUUACUAAUUUUGAAAAUUAAUUAUGAUAAGAGGGAUGAGUAAAUUACAUGUUAUGGUGUUCUUUUUUGCAAUCUGUUUAUACACACACACACACACCUGAAAACAGGUGCCAUUUUGUUUUAGCUAUUGUUUAUAAGCUUUUCUAGGAUCCUUUUCAGCUUAAUAUUUAAAAUGAUAUGUGCUUCAAUGUUAAUAUUUUUCAGACAGUCCACUUAAAGACCAAACCUCAAGAUGGGAUCCACCAAAAAAUAAAUUAUUGCAGAUAGAUCUGUCAUAAUUGAACACAAGGCAGAUGUUAAUUGGUAUAAAUUGGAAUGGAAAAUCAGAGUGAGCUAAUCUAAUUUGUACCCAAACUGUUUUGUAGAUUCUACAGAAGAAAAUCCAUGUUACUUGGUUGAAAUAAAGACCAAUUGGAGAUGUUAAAGCUAAUAGAUUUAUUUAUUAGACGUAUGCACAGCCGGAAGUAUAAAAUAUUGUGUAUGUUUUUAAAAAAUAAUUAAUGAGGUACACAAUGGACCUGAUGGAAAUUAGCUGAUAGAUGGCAUACAAUAUACGAUCCAAUCAAUUUCAGUUCAACUUGUACUGAUAAUAUUAGGAGCUAGCUAUACACGAUCCUUUGUGGAUCAGAAAGCUUUACUGGAUUGUGGUCUAAAUAUGGAUCAGCAACAGUGCUCCUAUUAAAACUGUCAGGAGCACAUCGACAGAAACAUAACACUUCAGAAACAGCAGGCAGCAGCAACAAUACUGACAAUGACAGUAACUACGACAUGGUACAUUUACAUACAUUAGCAUCCCAUAGAAAUUUAUGAAAUGAUCAGGAUUCAGAAGAAAUAAUUCUAUUUUUAGGAAAAGAACCCAGGAAGUGGUCUUUUUCAGUUUAUUAAAAUCAG
Molecule: messenger RNA, 8799 nt
Organism: Anolis carolinensis (green anole)
Lineage: Eukaryota; Metazoa; Chordata; Lepidosauria; Squamata; Anolidae
Gene: nfam1
Product: NFAT activating protein with ITAM motif 1
Exons: 6
Coding region: 6295-7050 (251 amino acids)
Biological process (GO): positive regulation of cytokine production; B cell receptor signaling pathway; positive regulation of B cell receptor signaling pathway
Cellular component (GO): membrane raft
Molecular function (GO): transmembrane signaling receptor activity
Source: RefSeq, a predicted model, not a curated record